Messenger RNA from Melanotaenia boesemani (Boeseman's rainbowfish), 2166 nucleotides. It is a transcript of the gene polr3c, whose product is annotated as polymerase (RNA) III (DNA directed) polypeptide C. The record is from RefSeq and is a predicted model, not a curated record. Bases 357 to 2006 code for a protein of 549 amino acids. Gene Ontology annotation, cellular component: RNA polymerase III complex. Gene Ontology annotation, biological process: DNA-templated transcription. Lineage: Eukaryota; Metazoa; Chordata; Actinopteri; Atheriniformes; Melanotaeniidae. The transcript has 15 exons. Gene Ontology annotation, molecular function: single-stranded DNA binding.
GUAAAACCGACAAGCGGAAGUGUCCGUCUGUUGACAUCGAGGAUUCGCAUGUGUAUAGUUUUUGUGUGGCAUGCAUAGUGGAAAGCCUCGCGUCAGUCUGGAAACCAAUCUGUCAGAAAGUAGAAAUCACAGUCGUGGGAAAGGUUGCUGACCUGACAGUUGUGCAGAAAACCAUCACUGAUACCCUCCACAAGGAGAGAAAGCCUCAAAAGGUCCCAGAGUCUGGAGGAAGAUUGGAGAGGCACACAAUCCAAGCUUUCAAUGAGAUGGAGCCUGCUUUAAUGAAACAACAGCCAUGUACAACACUUGAGUAAUUUAUUUCUAAAGCAAUCAAAAGGCUUUUCUUUGUGUUCAAGAUGACAUCCCAGGAGGUUCGCCUGUGUGGUCUUCUACUUCGGGAGCAUUUUGGGGAGGUGGUUGAGAAAGUGGGAACACACAUGCUCAGAAAUGGAGUCCAAAAUUUAAGAACCAUCGUUCAUGAGACUGGUAUCUCAGUUGAUCUGGUAAAGAAGUCUCUGUGUGUGCUUCUGCAGCAUGGGGCUUGUUUGUUCACCACGGGUCGGAAAGGACUCGGGAGCCCGACAGAGUAUCAGGCCUACUGUCAUCGGAUCCUGAGAAUUCUGCGUUACCCACGUUACAUCUACACUGCCAAAACCCUGUAUGGUGACACAGGCGAACUAAUCAUAGAGGAGUUGCUACAGAGGGGCUACAUGACGAUGAGCAGUACGGUUAAGAUAGUCGCAGACCGUCUCACACAAAACAUGGAGGAGGGGCAUAGCGUGGAUUAUAGUGAAGUGUCCUCUUCCUUUUCCAAACUGGUGGAGACCCAUUUUCUUCAGCGCUGCCCUCCGUUGGGGGGAGCAAAAACAACAGAAAGCACAGCAUCCAGUGCAACCUCUGCCGCUCCUGCUACUCCUGCAGCCAGUGUCACCCUGCCCACACCAGAGAGCUUCCCUGACUGUUACAAGGUACCUCAUGUGACACUUGUGGGACGAGGAAAACGUCAACUUGCCAGUGAGGAUGGAGAGGAGCAAAGGAGUGCAAAAAGAGCUAGAAUGGAUUCAGAGGUAGCAAAGAUGCAUGGUGAUGAGGGGAUCUACUGGCAGGUUAAUUUUGAGCGGUUCCAUCUGUACUUCAGAGACCAGGCAAUCAUCAGCGCUGUGGCUAACAAGCUGGAUCAGACUAGCAGUGAAAUAGUGAGGACCAUGUUGAGGAUGAGUGAAGUUACAACUUCACCCACAGCCACCUGCACAAAGCCCCUCUCAGCCAAUGAGAUCUUCAGGUCCCUUCCAGCCAGUUACAACAUUCCCAGACAGAUCUUGGACCAGUACCUCACUCUGCUGGUAGAUGACCCGAUGGAGUUUGUGGGGAAGGCUGGCGAAAGUGGAGGAGGAAUGUAUGUUGUCAAUCUACACAGAGCAUUAGCCAACCUGGCACGAGCCACACUUGAGUCUGUAGUACAGGAAAGAUUUGGCUCCAGAUCUGCUCGUAUCUUCCGUCUGUUGCUCCGGAAACAUCAUCUGGAGCAGAAGCAGGUGGAGGAUUUUGCCAUGAUUCCAGCAAAAGAGGCUAAAGACAUGCUGUACACAUUGCUUUCACAGAACCUGGUCCAGCUGCAGGAAAUCCCCAAGACACCAGACUACGCUCCCUCUCGCACGUUCUAUCUUUAUAAUGUCAACCAACUCCCCACAGCAAGAAUGCUGCUACAGAACUGUUACAAGACGAUAGCCAACCUCAUUGACCGACGCCUUUUUGAGAGCAAAGAGAGCAAACGCCUUCUGGAGAAAUCCCAGCGAAUUGAAGCCAUUCUGGCAUCUCUGCAGGCCAGCGGCGCUGAGCCCGAACAACUGACUGAGGUCGAGGAGAUGAUCACCGCUCCUGAGAAGCAACAGCUGGAUAGCUUGAGGCUUCAUGUUAACAAGUUAGAUUCAGCAGAGAACCAAGUAGAUGAAACCAUUUUUCUUCUGGAGUCCUACAUCAGCUCCACUGCAACAUCCGCAAGUUGAGUCAGACUCAGGAGCAUCACUAUCCACUCCCAGUUUUCUUAAAUUUUUUUCUCAUGAUUAAUGUCAGAUAAAACUGUAACAGUUUGUAAAUGAGAUUUUUCAUAGUUAGGGGUAAAAUUUCAAUAGAUUUUGUUUUUCCUGUUUUAAUGAUGUGUCGACA